AUGAGCAGCUUUCAGAAGUUGCUCCCAAGACGUGAGCGACAUAGCAGAUACAGCAAGCAUCUUAAGGAAGAAACUUCGAAUAUCCUCACCCGGCCUCUAUUCCGCGGUUUCUUCUCCUCGCAAUCUGCUUCGGAAAAUGGCGACAACCAAAAUCAGAGGAAGAUAAAGCAACUCGAACGUCGCAUCACACAACUUGGAAUCACCGAUUUGAAGGAAGAGCAUAUUGGUUAUGCGUUGCAAUCAGCUCAUGCGCAAGGGGAUGUUGAUAAAGCGUUUGAUUUACUUCUUCUACUGGAGGACUCUAUCGAAGGGAUAAUCAGGGGAUAUACGCCCAGCACAAAGCUUCUUGGAGCGGAAAACCGACAGGGUGUUACCUGUUACCUAGAUGCGCUACUAUUCGCAAUGUUCGCCCGUCUCGACUGUUUCGAGCCCAUUCUGCACAAAUCCUUUGAAGAUGAACCCCGCCGGAAACUCGCAGUCUUGCUAAGAUUUUGGGUGAAUAUGCUACGUUCUGGAAAGCUUAUCACGAAAGACAUGACAAAAUAUCUGCAAGAUGCACUUGCCGAGUGCGGUUGGAGGGAUGCCUCCACUCUUCGUCAACAGGAUGCGUCAGAGGCAUUUACAUUCAUCACGGAGAAACUAGAGCUACCGCUUCUUACCUUGAAGAUGGACAUCUAUCACACCGGAAAGGAAGAUGCUAGUGGCGAUCACAAGUUCAUCAACGAGAGGCUAUUAGAGGUUGCGAUACCAGAGCCAACAGACGGGAAAACAGUCACGUUGGAGGACUGCUUGGAGUCCUACUUCAACAAUAAGAUUGAGGUAAAAAGACAUUUAGAGCGACGAAACACGACAAGGUCGGUAGAUUCGAUGUCAAAAGGCUUCACGGCACACGUUGAAGCUAUCGAAGUCGGCUCUACUGGGUCGUCACCCAUCCGGGGGUCUUCUCCCCGGCUGGAAGAUAUGACUCCUUUAACGUCAGUGACGGAGUCUAUCGAUGAGUCCGCCACGACUUCGUCUACUUUGGAUCGACGGGAUAGUAUUGUACAAGAACGUUUCGUUCCUGAUUCAAGUGAUGAAGGAAAGAGUGAUGAGGGAAAAAGUGAAAGCGGCAGUGGUCGCAAUCAUGCUCGAAAAGGUUCUUACAGGAAAGAGGUCAUGAUGCCAGCCUGGCAGUUCUUCAGCUUGAUACCGUGGUACACGGAUAAUUCACCGAAGACCGACGCUCAGGUAGCGGAACAUAUCUCUGUGAAGAGACCUAUUCUGGGAAUGUGCUUGAAGCGUUACUCAAUGCUUUCCAAUGGGAGAGCGGUUAGACGCAACACAUUCGUUGAUAUACCAACUGAGAUCGGCUUACCCCAUUUCAUUCAAGAUGACAAUAUGGAUGACGAUGCUCCCAUAUACGGCAAUUUUAAGUUGGCUUUACAGUCUCUGGUCUGUCAUCGUGGGAACUCCGUCGACUCAGGUCAUUAUAUAGCAAUCGUGCGAGGGACCAGUGCAGGGGCUGUCCCAGCCGUUUCCAAUGGUAAUGGUACUGAGCAGACAGUUUCGGAUGAUUCACGAUAUUGGAUGCGCUUUGAUGACUUGGCUGCAGAGCGGGUGACUCUAGUCGAUAUAAAACAGGCCUUGAAAAACGAGUCGCCGUAUCUACUGUUCUACCAGAUCCUCCCUAUUGAUGAAGAUGCCGCGAAGGCCAACCUACAACACAAGGCUUCCUCCGAGUCUUCAGAUGAUACCCUGGAAUCGGAUGCCGCUGGUAUCGCUCGAAGACUAAACGGCUUAUCUAUGGGGUCGUCUAACGCUGAGGAGUGUACGACUGGACGGCCCAGUUUCGAGAUCACUGCUCCAAUAGUCACGGAGACUGAAGUAGUCGAUCAACACGGAGCGCCACAGGGCUCCAUACUCUCCAAUACUGACCCUUCAACUCAGUCUGGGGGUCUCCAUGUACACACCACCUCUUCUACGUCACCAAGGAUCGCACCGAAGGACAAAGACGAUGACGCAACGAGUUCGAAUCCCUUUUCAUUCUCCAGACGCGGUUCUAGGGUGAAAAGUAACCCUGGCAGCCGCGCCGGCAGCCAAAACAGCGAGAAUCGAAUCAGUGCAACCUUCUCGCGGUUUACCGGACGACUAAGCCGGGACAAAAUCGGCAGUGAUGACCAGUCUACGGAAGGUGAUGGCGAUGAAUACGCGGUAGACAAUGAACUGGUUGGUUCAAACAGCGAGAAAUUCACUCCAUCCAGCAAUGAAAGCAAAGAAAAAGAUAAGGAUAAGAACGCCCGGGGGCGGAACAAGGAUCGUGAUAAAUGGAGAGGAAAGGCCAAGGAUAAAACUAAAGAGAAGACAGGAAGACGGUUAGAGAGGGAAUGUGUUAUUAUGUGA
Molecule: messenger RNA, 2379 nt
Organism: Aspergillus chevalieri
Lineage: Eukaryota; Fungi; Ascomycota; Eurotiomycetes; Eurotiales; Aspergillaceae
Product: ubiquitin C-terminal hydrolase family protein
Exons: 5
Coding region: 1-2379 (792 amino acids)
Biological process (GO): protein deubiquitination
Cellular component (GO): nucleus; cytosol
Molecular function (GO): cysteine-type deubiquitinase activity; cysteine-type endopeptidase activity
Source: RefSeq, a predicted model, not a curated record